Messenger RNA from Pygocentrus nattereri (red-bellied piranha), 3746 nucleotides. RefSeq names its product laminin, gamma 2 (gene lamc2). The record is from RefSeq and is a predicted model, not a curated record. The transcript has 22 exons. NCBI's taxonomy places the organism in Eukaryota, Metazoa, Chordata, Actinopteri, Characiformes, Serrasalmidae. Gene Ontology annotation, molecular function: extracellular matrix structural constituent. Bases 52 to 3411 code for a protein of 1119 amino acids.
GCGAGCAGAACCGUGAGAGACAGAGAGAGGCGCAGUUUGUGUCGCAGGAAAAUGAAGAACGCUUGGAUCUUUCUGUUGGCGGUUUGUGUUUGGUGUCCCGUUCAAGGAAGUUAUCGACUCUUUUCGAGCUGUGUGUGUAAUGGUAAGGCUCUGUACUGUGUGCGAGACUUCAUGGGGCUGCGAUGUGAGAACUGCCUGGACAACAGUGAAGGCAGGCAUUGUGAAAACUGCAAGGAAGGCUUUUACCACCAGAGAGCAGGAGAACGCUGCCAGCCCUGCUACUGCAACGCUGUAGGCUCUGUUGGCCAAGGAUGCAAUAGCCAGGGGCAGUGUGUGUGUAAGCAGGGUGUGCAGGGGUCCAGAUGUGACCAGUGUGCUAACGGAGCUCCAAUCACAGCCCAGGGUUGUGAGCCAAUGAGGCAAAACACUUGCUUCUGCAAUGGUCAUUCAAGAGAGUGCUCCCUGGCUCAGGGUUACACAGUUUACAGCAUCACUUCAACGUUUGAUCAGGGGACAGAGGACUGGCAAGCUGUCACUGCUCAGACUGUUAAUCCAUCCCAGGUGAAUUUCCGCUGGUUGCCUGGACAUCACAACAUUGAGGUCAUUUCUAAAGACCUGCUGCCUGUUUACCUGUCAGCUCCAGCCCAAUACCUAGGGAACCAGGUUCUGAGCUACGGUCAGACGUUAUCCUUCUCUCUGCGCCUGGACAGAGGCGUCCGCUAUCCCUCUACCUCAGAUGUUGUGUUAGAGGGAGCUGGACUGAAAGUUUCUGCCUCGCUGGGAAACCUGAGGACCGUCAUACCAUGUGGAAGGAAAAUCACCUACACAUUCAAGUUGGAUGAACAGCCUGACAGCAAAUGGAAACCCCAGCUCUCAUCUACAGAGUUUCAAACACUUUUGAGCGACCUUGCAGCCAUUAAGAUCCGGGCCACAUUUGGGGAAAAUGGACGUGGUUAUCUGGACGAUGUUACUCUGGUUUCUGCUCGGUUGGGUUCUGGCACCCCUGCAAGUUGGGUGGAGAAGUGCCGCUGUCCAGCAGGCUAUGAUGGCGAUUUUUGCGAGUACUGUGCUGCAGGGUAUAAGAGACGUUUCCCUGGGCAAGGUCGCCGUAGCCCCUGUGAGCCGUGCACCUGUCGAGGAGGAAGCUGUGAUCCUGAAACAGGAGACUGUUACCCAGCUGAUGAGACACGUAACGGAGAGCCCUGUCCCAUUGGUCAAUACGAGAAUCCUCGGCAACCUGGCAGCUGUCUGACAUGCCCAUGUCCCACCGGCUAUUCCUGUUUGGUCGCCCCUGGAACCUUGGAUGUGAUUUGUAACUGCCCACCAGGGAUCACAGGCUCCAGCUGCCAAAGGUGCAAUGACGGUUUCUAUGGUGACCCUCUGGGAGAGAGGGGCAUGCCGCAACCAUGCCGUCGGUGUCAGUGUAAUGGGCACCUGGACCCGAACGCCGUGGGCAACUGUGACGACUUCACAGGAGAGUGUUUAAAGUGUCUGAACAACACCACUGGUUUCUUUUGUGAGAACUGUUUGGACGGAUUCUACCACAGCAAACCCGCAGACGCCUGCACGGCUUGUAACUGCAAUCCCCAGGGGUCACUGUCGAGGUCCUGCAGUGAUCAGGGAAAGUGCAGCUGUACGGAAGGUUUCGAGGGGCACAAGUGCGAGAGAUUCAAGAGUUCUACAUGUCCAUCCUGCUUCAGCCCUGUCAAGAGUCAGAUUGAGAAGUUCGCACAGAAACUCCAGGAGCUGGAGGCUUUUUUUAACAGCAUGGGGAAUGGAGGUGUGUACGACAACAAAGCCAUGGAGAAAGCCCUCAGCACUGCUGAAGAAUUGGUGCAGUCCAUGCAGAAGAGAGCAGAUACUCUCACCGACACAGAGGCGCUUCUUUACGCUAAACUGUCCUUGCUCAGAAGUACCCAACUGAAAGAGGAGGGAAGACUGCAGGACAUCUCCAGGACUGUGAACAACAUCGCCAGUCAAGACCAGCAGUACACCAAAGAUGUGGCUGAAAUCCAGAAACUCAUACUUGACAUCAGGCAGAAUUUACUGAAGGCCAGACAGGACAUGAAUCAAAUUGACUUCCCCUUACGUGAUGCAGAGGCAGGUAUUAAUCCCCUGACUAGUUUGGUUCAGAAAGCCGCGGACCUCGCCGAACAGCACCAAAAUGAGGCGGGAACAGUAGAACAGUCAGCCAAUAACGCGGUCUCUGAGGCUGAGAAAGCCUUGGCCUUUGUGGGCCCAAUCAUCACAGGGGAGAACAACCUCCAACCGCAGAUCAGCAGUCUCAAAAACCAGUUCAAUGCAGACGUAGCUCUGGUGAAUAAGAUGCAGAAGGAGGCCACUAGCGUGACUGAUGCCGCUCAGGCAGAGAGCAAGGUGGCACUGGACAGUCUGAAACAAAUUUCUGCGCUGGGGAAGACCCUUACAACAGCAGCUCCUCAGGUGGACAUUACUGGCUUGGUUGCCAAGUUGGACAAUAUGAAGGAUUUGGUAAAGAACAAUGUAACAAGCUACCAGGAGCUGCAGAAGGAAAUUCUGGCUGAUAAGAAAGAGACAGGCGACCUACUGAACAAGGUCAAAACUGCUCAACAGGCUCAGGAUAAGUUGCUUGCCAGGGCUAAUGCCGCCAAGGCAGAAGCAGACCAGGCUAUGAAGCUUUUCAGCACUCUGGGCAAUGUGGACGAGGCUCUGGACAAACUCAGAGGGUUCGAAGGCAAGAUCAGUAGUAGUAAGGCUUUGGCUGACGAGGCCCUGAGUAAACUGCCCUUCAUCAGUGGCACGAUUCAGCAGGCUGUGGCCAGCAAUGCAGAAACUCAGGCUGUACUGGGUGACCUGGGAAACUACAAGGAUGCACUGGAUUCCCUUGAUAAGCUAAACAACACUCUGACCAGAAUAGAGAAAAUGUCCGCUUCCCUCCCACCCUCCUCGGAUCUUUUGACAACAGCCACCACGCUGAAGGGAGGCAUGGAGGGACUGAAGGCUCAGGCAGACUUGACCAUGGACCAACUGACUAAAGAUAAAAAGGACGCAGAGAGAUACAGAAAACUGGCUGAAGAGGUUAAUCGGGACGCCAAUGAAGUGUACAAAGGUGCAAAGGACACCAGGUCUGCCGUUACAGAUACUUUAACGACAGUCAACAACCUUCUAGACUUACUUGGAAAACCAGGUUCUGUAGACGAGAAGAGGGUGUCGGAUCUGGAGAGGGCUAUAGCGGACAGCCGCAGCCUUGUGCAGAAGGACCUCAGGCCCAGACUCAUCGAGCUGGAGAACAAGGAAAUUCAGCAGAGGGCUGCCAUCGCACGCAUGAUCAACGACAUCGACACUAUCGUUAUGGAUAUAAAAAAUCUGGAGCACAUUUACGAGAACAUUCCAGGUGGUUGCUAUAACACAGCACCAAACGAGAGGCCUUAGUGGCUUUAUGUUAGCAAUGGACUAGGGGCCCAAGCACCUCAAAUGUCUGAGUAAUAGUGCUGAUAGCACUGAGCCUUAAGCAGCACUUUCAAAGGUUUGCUACAAAUGACCCCAAUCCACAAAAACAUUGAUAGCAUUUAACUUUUAAUAAGUAUUUGUUGUUUUUUUUAUACUGGUGGUGUAUGUGUGAGUGGCUGUAACUAAUUAUAUUUAUGUCUUAUGUAAAAAAAAAGAAAAAAGAUGACUGUGAUGUGCACAAAAUAAAAUGUUAUAUCUUUGAUAACCAAGGAUGUUCCCAUUUAAAGUGUUAAUAAUUAAAGCUGAAACGCUACAGA